Molecule: messenger RNA, 3786 nt
Organism: Symbiodinium natans
Lineage: Eukaryota; Dinophyceae; Suessiales; Symbiodiniaceae
Source: the annotation of a GenBank genome assembly
AUGACAGAUGCAUUUUCCUGCCAAAAGUGCUUGGACUUCUCACGCAUUGACAAAGUCUUGACUACACUGGAGAGAGGCCAUGAGCUGUUAGUGGAUUUGGCACCCAAUCUAGACGUGGCAAUACAACAGCAAGUUCGACAUGCUGCCAAGCAGCUUGCCCGCACCACGUGUGAGCUGUUGGAUGCUAAAGUGUGGAAUGGAGUGGAACCUUUCUUCGACGUGGAUCUGGACUUUCAGCAGCUCUGCCAGAUCGCGCGGGCACUCCGCCAGCCGGAUUUCUGGAAGGAGGUAGAGGGCUGGAAGUUGAAGAUGCAGGCUGGCUUGACGGACUUCGAGCGCAUUCAGAUGAUUGCUGAGAUUUUCGCUGCCGUCCAUGGGAAAGUGGCGGAUUUGGUGCCCGACCUCGCGUUGAGCUUGCGCCGCAGGGUGCAGAGCAACAUUCGGCAGCUAGCUCGCGCCGCCUGCCAGACCCUGGGCGUGGACGCUGACGUUUCUGACGGAGUGCAGGCUCUGCUAGAAUCAGAUCUCGAUCCACGAAAGCUGCACCAAGCGCUGAGCCAACUCGGAUACUUGUUGCAGGAGCUGAAAGAACUGAAAGCCAGCCUGCAGGGAGACGUGCCAGGGUGGGAUCGAUGUGGGAAGCUUGUGGAUACAUUUGUCAAUGUCCAGCAGAUGCUGGCGGAUCUGGCGCCCAAUCUUGUGUUGGCUUUGCAGCAACAAGCGCUUGGGGGCGUUCGGCAGGUGGCCUGUGCAGUUUGCGCCCCGCUGGGCCCAGAAGUGUCGAAGGGAAUGGCCUUCGAGCAGAUGGACAUACAGAAGCUUCAGCGAGUGAUGCAAGCACUCAGCCAACCGAAGUGUCGACGCCUUUUGCAGGAGCUGAAGAAGUCUGAGAGGAAGUUGCAGCCAGUACUUCGUCUGCUUUCAUCGUGCAAGGGACUGCUGCUGGACCUGUCGCCGGACCUUCUGCGCGCUGUUCAGCACAAGGCCCUCAGACUGGGUUUGCCCCUGCUGGGCUGCAGUCCCCUCGACGUGGAGCGGUGUUUGGCAGAGGACGAGGAGGCGGAGAUGCUCCGGCAGGUCACCCGUGCUGUUGGGGAGACGCUGCGGCCGGAGCUGAAGAUGCUGCCAGCCAGGGUUCCGUGGGAACAGGUGCUGCAGGAGCUGGAGCCCCUGGAUGUGGAGGUGCUCCUCGCUUCCCUGAAGAGUCCACGCGGCUUCAAGCAGGAGUUUCAGAGGCAGCUGGAAGCCGCCGUCCGUUCAGCAAUCAUCAAAGCCUUGCGGCCGCUUGUGGAACGAAAGCUGAAAAAGCUGGCCACACGUGAGGAAGUGGCCUUGACCUGGGAGAUCGUCGAGUUCGUCCUGCAGCGUCUUGAUUCCACGAAACUUCAAGCUGCCUUCCAGGAGCCGCAGAAGUUUUUGUUUGACUUGCUUCAGAAAGCCGCUGGCACGGUGAAGCCCCUGGCUCUGGCGCGGCUCAUGCCUGUGCUCGAGAGCCACCUGCCGAAGACCAUUGCCUGGCACGAGGUGGAGAGCUGCGCGGACAAGCUUGAGCUGAAGGACCUUGAGGAUGCACUGAGCAAUCCGGAGCGCCUCCUGGACAAAUUGGUGCAGCAUGGCCCUUUGGCGAAGCGGUGGGCGCUGGCGGCAUCCUGGCCAGCACUGAAGAGCUUCUUGCCAGCUGCCAUCCAGCGUGAAGAUGCAGAAGCGGCCCUCCGGCAACUCAGCAUCGUGAAUCUCAAGAAGUUGGUCCAAGCAAAUCCCAAAGCACUCCUGCAGUCCGUCUUGGAUAGUGGUGGCCCCCCUGCAAUGAAGUUUGCAGUGGCGUGGGGCAUGGCUCAAGUCCGCAGUGCUGUGGAACCUGAACUGCCUCCGGGGGUUUGCUGGGCGGACUUGGAGUCCGUUUUUCAGGGCAUGACGGUGGCCGACAUCAAGAAGGCUGCCAAAGACCCUAUGGGCGUCUUGGACUCGAUGGGUGGCGAGGCAGGGCGGCGCUGGCUGCUCGCAAAGCUUCGGCCCCACUUGGAGCCGCUCCUUGACGGGUUUGCUGGGCCUGCAUGCUGGCAAGACGUGAAAAACGUCCUCCUCUGUAUCGAGACGGACCAACUUCGAGUGGCCAUCGAGGACCCACAGGCUUUCGUGACCUCAAUGGUGCAGACGACAGGCCGUUCAGCGGUGGCGUGGUGCCUGCUCCAGCUGAAGCCCAUCCUCGCCCCAUACCUGCCCGAUGACAUUGCGUGGGGCGAGGUCGCGACACACCUGACGGCCAUGCAGCUGGAGGAUCUACGUGCUGCCCUCGACCGGCCCGAUGCCCUGUUGAGCCUGCUCGCCUCGCACGAAGCCUUUGCCGUCAAGUUUGCGGUGGCGAACUUGCAGCCACGUCUUGAAGAGUGGCUUCCGGAGCAGGUGCUGUGGGCAGAUGUCCGAAUGGCUUUGCAGGCGUUGAGCAUGGCAGACUUGAAGUCACUGGCCGACGACCCAGAUCCGCUUGAGUCGCUGCAGUCGCUCGUAAAGGGGGCCGGGCCCAUCGCAGUGAAGUGGGGCAUGGCGCAGAUUCGAAGCACCGUGGAGCCACUGCUGCCGGUUGGCGUGGUGUGGUCGGACAUGGAGGCGGUCCUUCAGGACAUGGAGCUGGCGGACAUCGAAGCUUCCGCAAGUGACCCACACCGUUUCCUGGCAUCCCUAGCCAACGCAGGAGGCCGUUCAGCAGUGGCGUGGUGCCUGGUGAAGCUGAAGCCCAAGCUUCCCGAUGGCCUUGCAUGGGGCGAGGUCGCGACGCAUCUGACGGCCUGCAUGCAGCUGGAGGAUCUACGUGCUGCCCUUGAGCCCGAAGCCCUGUUGAGCAAGCUCGCCUCGCACGAAGCCUUUGCCGUCAAGUUUGCGGUGGCGAACUUGCAGCCACGUCUUGAAGAGUGGCUUCCGGAGCAGGUGCAGUGGGCGGAUGUCCGAAUGGCGUUGCAGGCGUUGAGCAUGGCAGACUUGAAGUCGUUGGCCGACGACCCAGAUCCGCUUGAGUCACUGCAGUCGCUCAUAAAGGGGGCCGGGCCCAUCGCAGUGAAGUGGGGCAUGGCGCAGAUUCGAAGCACAGUGGAGCCGCUGCUGCCGGUUGGCGUGGUGUGGUCGGACAUGGAGGCGGUCCUUCAGGACAUGGAGCUGGCGGACAUCGAAGCUUCCGCAAGUGACCCACACCGCGCCGGGCCCAGUGCUGGGUUUCUGAUGUUUCUGUCGCCUGAGAACCAACUGGCGGCGUUGCCACAAAAUGGUGCCUGGCGCAGCUCAAGCCUGUUCUGGAGCCACAUCUGCCUCAUGGGAUUACUUGGGAAGAUGCUGCUUGUCGAUUUUGAUGGACAGCGGACAGACCAUCAUGUGGCAGCUGUCCUGUUUGAAAAACUGAGUGUACGCCAUUGCCAGGUCGCACAGCAUUUGGCUGCCGCGAAGUUGGAGGACUUGCGCAGUGUUCUUAGCGACCCCGCUGCCCUGUUGAACAGGCUUACCGCCCGCCACGCAUUUGCAUCGAAGUUUUCGAAGCAUUUGAGUGUAGCGGAUCUGGCACAUCUGGCCGAAAAGCCAGACCCCGAAGAAUUCUGGCGCUCACUUGUGGAGAAGGGUGGGUCCUUGGCCAAGAAGUGGGGAAUAUCGCAGAUUCGAAGCAGCCUGGAGCACGAGCUGCCAGAAGGGGUUUCGUGGACGGACAUGGAGACCGUCCUGCAGUGCAUGAAACCUGCGGAGAUUGAAGCCGCCGCCCAAAGCACCCCAGAGAGUGCCACUCUCAGCUGUGUUCCUUUGUGA